This is a messenger RNA of Plectropomus leopardus (leopard coralgrouper), 4499 nucleotides long. The record is from RefSeq and is a predicted model, not a curated record. NCBI's taxonomy places the organism in Eukaryota, Metazoa, Chordata, Actinopteri, Perciformes, Serranidae.
CUGGCUGAACUCACCUCUCCGCUGCUUCAGGCUGCUGAACAGAGAUCCGAUUAUUUUUGCACCACCUCUGCGAUAAUAAUUAAUCCUCAUUUUAGCUUCUGCAAAAUUAAAACCACUGACGCACCUUUUCAUCAUCACAGCAGCAGUGAGGAAACGCAGCGCUCCCCUCAUAAUACUAUAAAAAAGGAACAGCUGACAAGAUAACCGUAAAGUUUGGCCACGUAAAGAGUUGACAAGACCUUCUCCAGGACCAGAACCUUGUGGAAACAAGAUGGAAGGAUUCCUCGUAUCUCUGAUGAAGUAGAGCCCUCACUCGCACGCUCCCACCCUCCAUUUCCUCUUCCCUCACUUUCAAAGGGUUGCAGAAUGGAUGAGCAAAGAUGCCCCCUCCCUCCCCCCCUCAAAACAGAAGAGGACUACAUCCCUUAUCCCAGCGUUCAUGAGGUUCUUGGUCGCACGAGCCCUUUCCCGCUCAUCCUGCUGCCCCAGUUUGGAGGCUACUGGAUCGAGGGGACCAAUCAUGAGCUUAAAGACCUGCCAGAGGCUGAACAACCCCCCUGUCCUACCUCCCACAUCAAACUGGAGACGAACAGCCUUGCCAAGAUCUACAGGAAGCAGUUCAUGGGCAAAGAGCACUUUAAUUAUUACACCAUGGAUGCUGCCCUGGGCCACUUGGUCUUUUCCAUGAAGUAUGAUGUCAUUGGGGAUCAAGAGCAUCUGCGCUUGAUGCUUCGCACAAAACUAAAAACCUACCAUGAUGUGAUCCCCAUUUCCUGCCUUACCGAGUUCCCAAACGUGGUUCAGAUGUCCAAGCUUGUUUGUGAAGAAGUAAACGUGGAUAGGUUUUAUCCGGUCCUUUACCCAAAGGCAUCAAGGCUUAUUGUCACCUUUGAUGAGCAUGUGAUCAGCAACAACUUCAAGUUUGGGGUUAUUUAUCAAAAGUUUGGCCAGACAUCAGAGGAGGAGCUGUUUGGAAACAUGGAAGAAAGUCCCUCCUUUGUGGAGUUUUUGGAGUUUCUGGGCCAUAAGAUUGAGCUUCAUGACUUUAAAGGGUUUCGGGGUGGGCUGGAUGUCACUCAUGGACAAACAGGGACAGAGUCGGUCUACACAAGUUUCCAUAAUAAGGAGAUUAUGUUCCAUGUGUCCACCAAGCUGCCUUACACAGAGGGGGACUCUCAGCAGCUGCAGAGGAAGAGGCACAUAGGAAACGACAUCGUAGCCAUCGUGUUCCAGGAGGAGAACACGCCCUUUGUACCAGACAUGAUCCAGUCCAACUUCCUGCACGCGUACGUGGUGGUGCAGGUGGAGAACGCGUGUACUGACAAUGUCACCUACAAGGUGUCUGUGACUGCACGGGAUGAUGUACCUUUCUUUGGCCCUGCAUUGCCUGACCCUGCAAUCUUCAAAAAGGGCCCCGAGUUCCGUGAGUUCCUCUUCACCAAGCUCAUCAAUGCAGAGUACGCCUGCUACAAGGCUGAGAAGUUUGCCAAGCUUGAGGAGCGCACACGUUCAGCCCUGUUGGAGACUCUCUAUGAGGAGCUGCACAUUAACAGCCAAUCCAUGAUGGGUCUGGGUGGAGAAGACGAUAAGCUGGAGAACGGGGCCGGUGGAGGAGGAGGAGGCUUCUUUGAAUCCUUUAAGCGGGUCAUCCGCAGCAGAAGCCAGUCUAUGGACGCCAUGGGCCUCAGUAACAAGAAGUCACACACAGUCUCCACUAGUCACAGUGGCAGCUUUACCCACAAUCCCGCAGAGAGCCCCAAAACCCCAGGGAUUUCAUUGAUCAUUCCUGGGAAAAGCCCAACCAGGAAGAAGUCGGGGCCCUUCAGCUCCCGUCGCAGCAGUGCCAUUGGCAUCGAGAACAUUCAGGAGGUCCAAGAGAGGAGCCGAGAGGUGUCACCCAGCGCCCAGAGGACACCAGAGGGCGGCCACUUUUCACAGGAAAACAAAUCAGACAACUCCUCCAAUCACAGCUCUCCAGAAUUCCUUGCUACAAAGAACAGUCUGGCGAUGUGUUGCAGGGCGCCGUCCAUCCCCGAGGCUCAGGACCUUUCCCGCUCCUCCUCCAAUGCCAGCAGCUUCGCCAGCGUCGUGGAGGAGCACGAGGCAGACGAGGAGUACGACACUGGACUGGAAAGUGUGUCUUGUGUUACGCCACUCAAGGGAGACUCAUUCGUGUACAGCUCUGCGGCGGAGGACAGCGCGUGCAGUACAAGCCAGGGAAGUUUUCCAGCCGCCUCUCGUCUUCAGCAGCAACCGGACGCAGUGAAGACAUCAGAGCCAAAAGGGACAGACAGCCGGCCCAAGACAGAGCGCCCCUCGCAGGAGCACAAGUUCUCAUCGAACUGUUAGCCACACUCCUGAUCACUACAUUGACGUCCAUCCUCAGCAUUCCCAUUUGAGGCAUCUUUUGCCAAAACGAGCCCAGGGCAUUUGAACUCCACCACUGACGCAGAAAAGGAGCCAAGUAUGAAGCCAGAUUCUUGAUCUGACUCACUGAUCUCCCUUUGUAUAUUUGGCAUGGAUCUGCUGCCUGUCAUGACAGACACCCAGCUCCAUGGACAUGCACCUACCUACCGCCCUCAUUCCAGCUCCACCUGGAACCUUGCACGCUCAAGGCAAAGGAAAAGAGACCUCCGCACCCAUGCAGCAUCACUACUGACUGCCGUCCGUCGGCUGGUUUAGCAGAAUAAGUCUGGCUGCCUGCUCAUUCUUCAGGCCAGUAAGCUCUGAAAUCUGUAAACACUCAAAUGUCAUGUGUCCUCUUUAAAAGAUCAGGGGGUUUAAUCUGCGCGACGAAAGAAAUCGAGACCGAUCAAACAGCCGGUGUUUGUUUAGCUUGUGAAACAGUCGAUAGAGAGAAAGAUUUGCACUAGAGAGAAAUGGUUUUUUUUUUAAAUGUCAACCUCACAUCCCACUGUGAUAUUGUACAUGGAUUAAACUUUGCUGUACCGGGUGUGUGUGUGGCUGUCUGUCCAGCCACUUUUUUGUGUUUUAUUGAUCUUCUUGAGUAUUCUGCAGUGGAUAUUUGUCGUGUUUUACGACAGCUUUGGUAAAUCUGUCAUGUUUUUGAUGGAGGGUACUUCUGUGACUCAGUUGUUGAUGGCUGUAAUAGCAUCAAUCCUUCCUCCUUGGUGGGUGAAUAUACCACAGAAAAUUAACCGUUAUUUUUAAAUUCAAAAUUUAAUUGCACCACAGUAAGUCUGUAGGAGAAAAAAAAAAGAUAUUUUAACAUAUCUGUAGACAAUUGAUGCUUUAUGAUUAGAGUAAAAAGUGUAAUUAUGGUAGUGCCCCUAUCAUGCAUUCUCAGUCCACACUGCUGUUUAAACCUUUGUCUCCAAAUGCAUUUUGUCACACGCCACUUGUUGAUUUGAUGUCUGUGUACGGGUGUGUGUAUCCAACGGUACUGUGCAUGGUGUAAAUCUGCUUGCCAAAAAACCUCUCCUCUGUACACUGGUGCCAUGCUUGACAUAGAGGUGUUGUCCUUGUGAUUUGUGUUUUUAUUGAAAACCAGCCAACAUCUCCAGAUGCAGCGCACAUUGCUGAUAGAGCCAAAUGCCACCGUUUCCUACUUUAUUCGUAACGUGUUCGUAUGUAACCUAAGCACUACAUUUUCAGAGUUGUUCAGAAAACGCUGACCUUUUUUUAAAAAAAACCUGAUUCAUCGCCGAAUAUGAAUUACACUGUGACUCGUCUUGAAGUUGCCUUUCUAAUGAUUGUGUCGCGUGAGCUGCUUCGAAGGAGGGCGGUAUUUAAAGGCACUGCGAUGCCAGCUGGCUUGAAUGUAAAACUAGGCGGAUGUGUAUUUAUUUAUACACAUCUGCCUCCGAUGAAUGGUGAUACUGUGUCGACCCCUGACAGAAAAGAGUCUGAAACAGCUCACCUUUCCUGAGCGGAGAAGCUUUUUUUCUGUCUUCAGUUAGUUAUGAAGUAAAGAUACGUGAAGUUAUUUUAUUUCAGUGAUAUGACUGAAGCAGAGAUUUAUUGUCUAUGGUGAAUUUAACACAGCAUUUACAGUUUGUGAAAGUACAAAAGGUUUAAGACAUUGGACCAAAUGCAAAACAGCCUACAGUAUACACUGUAUUCAUAAAGCUGUUUAUAGCUACAAGUCACUGAGAACAAAUUUUUCAUUUGACUCUACAGAUAAAAUGCUUAAAAAAUAUAAACACAGUUUUAGAUCUACACGUGUGUGUGCAGCAGCCUUUUGAAUUUCUUUAUGAGAAGAUAUGAUUUGACGUGAUUUUCCUCUGGACUUUGGAAAUGCUUGAGUAGAUGAAGUACGCCCUCUUGUGGCUCUGUGUUAUUAUCGCACAUCACUAUGUGGUACCAUUCAUCUAACUGUGCUUGCACUGUACGCCAACAGCCGAUCCAAACCACAACAAGAUUGGGAGUGAAUCCUCUAUGUGCUCGAUUCAAAUGAUUGUAUUUCUGUUCUUGUCAACAGUCUGCUUAAGCCCUUGUUCGAAAGAUAUGUUUGUAAAUAUUGCUUUACAUCUUUUUUU